UUUCUUACCUAACUUUGUCUUGAUAUCAACGAACCACAAACCGUUUUCCCAUUUAACUCUUUCCUCCACUCUUCAGUUUGUUCUAUCCACCAGUUUUCUUGUCUAUCUGUUACUCUCUCUUUAAACUUCAAACAAUUCCCUAUAGGCAGAAUCAAGAAUGGGUCGUUUCUGGACGUUGCUCUCAAACCUUCAUUCAUUAGCCGGGCCUGUGGUGAUGUUGCUGUAUCCCUUAUAUGCCUCGGUGAUAGCUAUAGAGAGUCCAGAAAAGGAUGACGAUGAGCAGUGGCUGGCUUAUUGGAUUUUAUAUUCAUUGCUAACUCUAUCAGAGAUGGUGCUCCAAUCAGUCUUGGAGUGGAUACCGAUUUGGUACUCUGUGAAGCUGCUUUUUGUGGCAUGGCUGGUUCUACCCCAGUUCAGGGGUGCAGCUUUCAUAUAUGAAAGAUUUGUGAGAGAGCAAAUCAAGAAAUAUGGGGUUUUGACAGAUCAUCACGGUCAUCAUAGCGGUUCUUCAAAUGGGAAGCGCAAGAAGAAAUUUGUGCAGUUCAUCGUCCCCAAGAAGGGGGAUCAAGAGGCUUACUGAGGAAAACGGUAGUGCCUUGGUUGGUGGAUCUUCUGUUACUUCCUUUCUACUUCAGCUCUGAUUGGUGGUUUCUUGGGUGGUUGUAAAUGCUUACGCCUUGUACAAGUUUAUGGCUUUGAUCUUUGAAGGUUUUUCAGACCUUUGACAUGUGAUGAAUAGGAAUGAGAUUAUGAAUGCUUGGAUUAUAUGUGGAUUAAUCCUAAUAAUUGACCACCUAAAUUUCACUUCAAGUCUCGAAACAAUAACAGCUGUUGUUGCCAACCGAAUAUUUAUUCAGAUGCAUAUUAGACGGCAUGCAGGAGGAUUAAAUUUUAAAUUUUUUAAAAAAUUAGGAUUUAAGAAAACUUAUCAGAUCUGAGGCAUUUUGCUAAAUACAUGUGUUACUGUAAUCCAAAUUGUGAUCUUCGUUGCAACAGCUGAUUGCCAAACAAUAAGGCUUAAGCUUUAGAAUUCAGAAUAUUAAGAAGGAACCUAAGCCCUGCGUGAGAUGAGACAUUUUGCAAUAUGGGUCUCUAUUACUUCCUGGGCCUUAAACAGUGAAAAGCUGGGAAAUAAGCCCUGAGCUAAAGGAAGGUUAAACUUACAAGUUAUAGGUAUUGUUGGGCCCCGUAAAUUCAUGGUUCCCAUUGGGAAUUCGAUUUACAAGGUUCAGCCUGUCACACGCCACCCCUAACUUCCUUUGGUCCAAUGAAUUUGCUUGUGAGUUCAUCAUCUUCAUAAUUUGAGUUUUUGCAUCACAUUUGGAUCAUAUAGAAAUGCUGCUUCAGUAAGGAAGAAUCAAAGUGACAAUCAAAGUGUCAUGAAGUUUUCUAAGCGUGGUGAAAACAAGAACUUCGAGACCAAAAUCGACAUGAACAAACCAACAGGAAAGAUCGUCAUAUCAAGUUGCAUAUCUAUACACGCUCUGUCAGAAAAUUAAGUUGAAGAUCUACAUCUGUCUUGUACUUACAGGUUUGAGGCAUCUGGAUCCUUCGCCAGAAGGAGUCAGAACUCUUUUUCUCAAUCUUAUGAGGCAGCUUUGGCAAAUGGUCUUGAGACAGUAAAGGAAAGGAUUGUGAAAACGGCAGAAGACUAGCUCGAAAGUCAACAUCAAUAAUGCUUUGAUUAGCCUGUCAAAAUCGACACCAAAAGGAAACUCCCCCACAUAAAUCUAGCAGGCCUUGCCACUUUACAAUACCUAAUAAAGUUGCUCUAUAACUGAAAAGAGUGGUAAGCUUGGACACUUGGUCCAAGUAGCUUGUUUACUUACUCUUCUAAUCGAAUUAUUGCUAUAAAAAAUUUCCAAGAAUCAAUUCAAUUACUGUCCGGAAUACCAUGGGCAUGCUCUUGAUGUUGCCAAGCAUGAAUACAAAGCCGAACAGGUUAAUUGAGAUUUCCCAU
Messenger RNA from Durio zibethinus, 1960 nucleotides. RefSeq names its product HVA22-like protein e. The record is from RefSeq and is a predicted model, not a curated record. NCBI's taxonomy places the organism in Eukaryota, Viridiplantae, Streptophyta, Magnoliopsida, Malvales, Malvaceae.